CGUCGUUUGUAAACAAUCGAAAAUCGGGAAAAUAUGGCAUCGUUUUAAAUGCAAACUCGUAAGUACGUGAACCCAACUCAAUUUGACAUCCAAAAAGGCGAAGUUAUUCAAACUAAGCCAGGAAUCGAUGCCAAAUGGAACCGUUCUACUGGGGCAGAGUGUUAACUGUUGGCAAAGACGUGCCGUCGGCGAGUGUCCAAGUUGGUAUGGACGUUCGGGGUGACCCAGUAUACGUCGCCCAAGUGCAAGAACAUCAAUUUAGCUCCCCGACAAUCGCCAAAUACAUUCCCGCCAGGCGCUAUCUGGCAAGCCCUUCCAACGGAGAAGAAAAGACCCAUAUCGGAUUUCAGGCGCUUUGUGAAAGGGAACUUGACUGGGUUCUGGUGACGGAUGGACAGGUUCCAAAGGGCGCCGUGUACGGGGGAAACGCCCCAGGCGGUGACACGUUGCAUAUAGGGCGCGUUCGUUUCGAAAACUCGCUGAUUGUGGGAAAAGUUCACCGGGGGUUGUGCUAUAUCGUAAACAACGGCAAAGAGGAGGGGCACAACGAGUACGAAGUUCUCGUUCUUGAGGAAACGUCAUAUAAUUAUUAUGAAUAGUUGUUAACGUUUCACUAUUUGUUCGGAGUUUUGCAGGUUGGAAGAAUAAAACGUGGAAUUCGCAGUUUUAAUUUAUAUUCUUUUCUUUACAACAAGAAAUCUAAUCAACAAAUCUAUCGACGACAAGCUCCCGCUUGCAUCUAAUCCUAA
Molecule: messenger RNA, 749 nt
Organism: Cylas formicarius (sweet potato weevil)
Lineage: Eukaryota; Metazoa; Arthropoda; Insecta; Coleoptera; Brentidae
Exons: 4
Coding region: 135-599 (154 amino acids)
Source: RefSeq, a predicted model, not a curated record